Nerophis ophidion (straightnose pipefish) is the source of this 8545-nucleotide messenger RNA. It is a transcript of the gene myh11a, whose product is annotated as myosin, heavy chain 11a, smooth muscle. The transcript has 42 exons. Gene Ontology annotation, cellular component: myosin complex. Gene Ontology annotation, molecular function: actin filament binding; ATP binding; cytoskeletal motor activity. The record is from RefSeq and is a predicted model, not a curated record. The coding region runs from base 188 to 6124 and encodes 1978 amino acids. Lineage: Eukaryota; Metazoa; Chordata; Actinopteri; Syngnathiformes; Syngnathidae.
ACGCGCGCGACCGAGCAGUUUAAAUGGUAAGGCUGACAAUUCGACAGGGGUCUUUUCGGACUGUUCGUGUGGUGGAGUACUUCGUCUGCGCCGGACGCUCCAAAACCACAGCUUUCUUCUUCCAAGGCUUUCCUUGAAACACGUCUUUCUUUCACUUUAAUUUCCCCAGCCCCCACCCGACCCAAAGAUGUCCAAGAAGGCCCCUAACGAGGACGAGAAGUUCCUCUUUGUUGACAAGGACUUCCUGAACAGCCCAAUGGCUCAGGCCGACUGGUCGGCCAAGAAGCUGGUAUGGAUCCCCUCGGAGAGACAUGGUUUUGAGGCUGCGAGCGUCAAGGAGGAGCACGGCGAGGAGGUUCUGGUGGAAGUGGCUGACAACGGCAAGAAGUUGACAGUCAACAAGGAUGACAUUCAGAAGAUGAACCCGCCCAAGUUCAGCAAGGUAGAAGACAUGGCUGAGCUCACCUGCCUGAACGAAGCCUCAGUGCUGCACAAUAUCCGCGAGAGGUACUUCUCAGGGCUUAUUUAUACGUACUCUGGCCUGUUCUGUGUGGUGGUGAACCCCUACAAGAUGUUGCCCAUUUACUCAGAGAAGAUCAUCGACAUGUACAAAGGGAAGAAGCGUCAUGAAGUCCCCCCACAUAUCUACUCCAUCACCGACAACGCCUACAGGAACAUGAUGCAAGAUCGUGAGGACCAAUCCAUUCUCUGCACCGGGGAGUCGGGUGCUGGCAAGACAGAAAACACCAAAAAGGUCAUCCAGUAUCUGGCUGUUGUGGCCUCGUCACACAAAGGCAAGAAGGACAGCAGUGCUCAGCAAUCAGGAUCACAGUUGGCCUACGGAGAGCUGGAGAAGCAGCUCCUACAGGCCAAUCCCAUCUUAGAGGCCUUUGGAAAUGCUAAGACCAUCAAAAAUGACAACUCCUCACGAUUUGGAAAAUUCAUCCGUAUCAACUUUGAUGUGACUGGCUACAUUGUUGGAGCCAAUAUUGAGACUUACCUUCUGGAGAAGUCGCGUUGUAUCAGACAGGCAAAGACAGAGAGAGCCUUCCAUAUCUUCUACUACAUGAUUGCUGGUGCCAAAGACAAACUGAAAGAGGAACUACUUUUGGAGCCCUUCAGUAAUUACCGCUUCCUAAGUGCAGGCAACGUCCAGAUCUCAGGCCAGCAGGAUGAUGAGAUGUAUGAAGAGACAAUGGAAGCUAUGACCAUCAUGGGCAUUUCAGAUGAGGAGCGAAUCGAUAUCUUGAAGGUGUGUUCUACGGUCAUGCAGCUAGGAAACAUUGCGUUUAAGAAAGAAAGGAACCAGGAGCAGGCCACCAUGCCUGAUAACACAGCGGCUCAGAAGGUGUGUCACCUCCAGGGUAUCAACGUAACAGACUUCACCCGUGCCAUCCUCACGCCUCGAAUCAAAGUGGGCAGAGAGGUUGUUCAAAAGGCACAAACCAAAGAGCAGGCGGACUUUGCCAUCGAAGCCCUGGCCAAGGCUGUGUUUGAACGCCUGUUCCGCUGGCUCCUGGCUCGUGUCAACAAAGCCCUUGACAAGACCAAAAGGCAGGGGGCCUCCUUUCUGGGAAUCCUCGAUAUUGCUGGCUUUGAGAUAUUUGAAGACAACUCCUUCGAACAACUUUGCAUCAAUUACACUAACGAGAAGCUCCAGCAGCUCUUCAAUCACACAAUGUUCAUCCUUGAGCAGGAGGAGUACCAGAGAGAAGGCAUUGAGUGGAACUUCAUUGACUUUGGUCUGGACCUUCAGCCUUGUAUUGAGCUCAUUGAGAGGCCGAACAACCCUCCAGGCAUUCUGGCCCUGCUGGAUGAAGAGUGUUGGUUCCCCAAAGCCACAGAUAUCUCCUUUGUGGAGAAACUCAUGAACACUCAAGGAAACCAUAUUAAAUUUGCCAAACCAAAACAGCUGAAAGACAAGACAGAGUUUUCCAUCCUCCACUAUGCUGGAAAGGUGGACUAUAACGCCACAGCCUGGCUGACAAAGAACAUGGACCCUCUAAACGACAAUGUCACUUCACUGCUUAACAACUCAUCCAGCUUGUUUGUGCAAGACCUCUGGAAAGAUGCUGACAGAGUGGUUGGUCUCGACACCAUUGCUAAGAUGUCCGACACCUCAAUGCCCAGCGGCUCAAAGACCAAAAAGGGAAUGUUCCGCACAGUAGGACAGCUCUACAAGGAGUCCCUGGCCAAACUCAUGACCACACUGCACAACACCCAGCCCAACUUUGUCAGAUGCAUCAUUCCAAACCACGAGAAGAGGGCAGGAAAGCUGGACGCCCACCUGGUUUUGGAGCAGCUACGGUGUAAUGGCGUGUUGGAAGGUAUCCGAAUCUGCCGACAAGGAUUUCCCAACCGAAUUCUCUUCCAGGAGUUUCGCCAGCGCUAUGAGAUUCUGGCUGCAAGUGCUAUUCCCAAAGGCUUCAUGGAUGGAAAACAAGCUUGUUGUCUUAUGAUCAAGCAUAUAGACCUGGAUCCAAACCUGUACAGAAUCGGGCAGAGCAAGAUCUUUUUCCGUACUGGAGUUUUGGCCCAGCUGGAGGAGGAGAGAGACCUGAAGAUUACCGUGAUUAUCAUUGCCUUCCAGGCCCAGGCGAGAGGCUUCUUGGCCAGAAAGGCAUUUGCUAAAAGGCAGCAACAACUUACUGCCAUGAAAGUGAUCCAGCGGAAUUGUGCCGCCUACCUCAAACUUAGGAACUGGCAGUGGUGGAGACUCUUCACAAAGGUCAAGCCUCUACUCCAAGUGACUCGUCAAGAGGAGGAGAUGAGCCUGAAAGAGGAGGAACUGCAGAAAACCAAAGAAAAUGCUCUCAAGUAUGAAACAGAGCUGAAGGAGAUCUCCUUGAAGCACGCAGGGAUUUUGGAGGAGAGGAAUGCACUGCAGGAGCAGCUUCAGGCUGAAACAGAGCUUUAUGCAGAAGCAGAGGAAAUGCGGGUACGUCUGGCAGCUAAGAAGCAGGAAUUGGAGGAAAUCCUCCAUGAGAUGGAGGCAAGACUUGAUGAAGAAGAAGAACGUUCUCAGUCACUGCUAGUAGAUAAAAAGAAGAUGCAACAGCAAAUGCAGGAAUUAGAAGAACAUUUAGAGGAGGAGGAAGAUGCUCGGCAAAAGCUGCAUUUGGAGAAGGUCACUUGUGAGGGCAAGAUCAAAAAGCUUGAAGAUGACAUCCUUGUGAUGGAAGAUCAGAACAACAAGCUGCUCAAGGAGAGAAAGCUGAUGGAGGAAAGGGUUGCAGACUUCAGUGCUAAUCUGGCUGAAGAAGAGGAGAAGUCAAAGAACCUCACUAAGCUUAAAAAUAAGCAUGAGUCUAUGAUCUCGGAUCUGGAGGUCCGCCUGAAAAAAGAGGAAAAGACGCGGCAGGAGCUGGAUAAGGUUAAGCGUAAGUUGGAGGCGGAGUCAAAUGAUCUACAAGAGCAGAUAGCUGACCUGCAGGCCCAGAUCGCUGACCUCAAAGCCCAGCUGGCAAAGAAAGAAGAGGAGCUUCUAAAUGCCUUAGCAAGGUUGGAAGAUGAGACGGCUCAAAAGAACAAUGCUCUGAAGAAAAUCAGGGAGCUGGAGGGACACAUCUCUGACCUGCAGGAAGACGUCGACUCAGAGAGAGUAGCCAGGAACAAGGCGGAAAAGAUCAAACGGGACUUGGGAGAGGAGCUGGAGGCUCUUAAGUCGGAGCUGGAGGAUACACUGGACAGUACCGCCACCCAGCAGGAACUCAGAGCCAAACGAGAGCAAGAGGUCACCCUGCUGAAGAGAGCCAUAGAAGAGGAGAACCGGACCCAUGAGGCUCAGAUACAUGAAAUGAGACAGAAACACACCCAGGCUUUUGAGGAGCUCACAGAGCAGCUGGAACAAUCCAAACGGGUGAAGUCCAACUUGGAAAAAGCCAAACAAGCUCUGGAGAAGGACACAUCCGAAUUAACCAUGGAAGUGCGCGCGCUCACUCAAGCCAAACAAGAUGGUGAGCACAAGAGGAAGAAACUGGAGGGUCAAGUGACGGAUCUGCAGUCCCGUUUUACUGACAGCGAAAAGCAAAAGGCUGAACUUGGAGAACGCUGCUCCAAGAUCACUGUGGAACUGGAGAGUGUGACAAACCUACUGAAUGACGCUGAGGGCAAGAACAUUAAACUGAGUAAAGACGUUUCCAGCUUUAGCGCCCAACUCCAGGAUGCACAGGAGCUGCUGGCUGAGGAGACACGCCAGAAACUGCAGUUCUCAACAAAGCUGCGGCAGGCCGAGGAUGACAAGAACAGCCUACAGGAGCAGCUCGAGGAGGAGGUGGAAGCCAAGAGGAACGUGGAGAGACACGUGUCCACCCUCAACAUCCAGCUGUCAGAUUCCAAGAAAAAGAUGGAAGAAAUGUCAGGAAACAUCGAGCUGCUGGAAGAAGGCAAGAAACGCCUGCAGAAAGAUUUGGAGGCAGCCAACACCCAGUUUGAGGAGAAGGCCUCCGCCUACGACAAAUUGGAGAAGACCAAAAACCGCCUGCAACAGGAGCUGGAGGACACACUGAUGGAUCUUGACAACCAGAGGCAGAAUGUUUCAAACCUUGAGAAGAAGCAGAAGAAGUUCGACCAGAUGCUGGCUGAGGAGAAGAGUAUCUCCAGUAAAUAUGCGGAGGAGAGAGAUCGAGCUGAGGCUGAGGCCAGAGAGAAGGACACCAAGGCUCUGUCCCUUGCGAGGGCGAUGGAGGAGGCUCAGGAUGGCAGAGAAGACCUGGAGAGAGCCAACAAGGCCCUGAGGAUGGAGAUGGAGGAUCUGAUCAGUUCAAAGGAUGACGUUGGAAAAAAUGUCCAUGAGCUGGAGAAGUCCAAACGAGGCCUGGAGGCCCAGGUGGAGGAGAUGAAGACUCAGUUGGAGGAACUAGAGGACGAGCUGCAGGCAGCUGAGGAUGCCAAACUGCGCUUAGAGGUCAACAUGCAGGCUCUGAAGGCCCAGUUUGAGCGGGAUCUUCAAGGCCGCGAUGAGAUGGGAGAAGAAAAGAAGAGACAGCUUGUCAAGCAGGUCCGUGAGUUGGAGACAGAGCUGGAAGACGAACGUAAGCAGAAGGCGUCCACAGCAGCAGCCAAGAAGAAGUUGGAGACAGACAUGAAAGACCUGGAGGGCCAGAUUGAGACAGCUAAUAAGGGACGAGAUGAGUCCAUCAAGCAGCUCCGAAAAAUCCAGGCCCAGAUGAAAGACUUCCAGAGGGAGCUCGAAGAUGCCCGUGCUGCACGAGAGGAGGUGCUGACUACGGCAAAGGAGAGCGAGAAGAAAGCAAAGGGCCUGGAGGCGGAACUCAUGCAGCUGCAAGAGGAGCUGGCCGCUGCUGAGAGAGCGCGGAAGCAAGCAGAGGCUGAGAGAGACGAGCUGUCGGAUGAGUUGGCAAGCAACUCUUCUGGGAAGUCAGCCUUAGCAGAUGAGAAGCGUCGUCUAGAGGCGAAGAUCUCCCAAUUGGAGGAAGAGCUGGAAGAAGAGCAGAGCAACAUGGAGAUCCUCAACGACCGGCUGAGGAAGAGCACACAGCAGGCGGAUCAGCUCAACAGCGAGGUGCAGAUGGAGCGCUCUGCCUCCCAGAAGAACGAGAGCGCCCGGCAGCAGAUGGAGCGCCAGAACAAGGAGCUGAAGGCCAAGCUCAGCGAGAUGGAGAACCAGGUCAAGUCCAAGUUCAAGUCGUCCAUCACUGCUUUGGAGGCCAAAGUGGCUCAGCUGGAGGACCAGCUGGAGCAGGAGAACAGGGAAAAGCAGGCGACCGCCAAGGCUGUGCGCCAGAAGGACAAGAAGCUGAAAGACUUGCUGAUGCAGGUGGAGGAUGAAAGGAAGCAGGCAGAGCAGUACAAAGACCAGGGGGAGAAGUCCAACACGCGCAUGAAGCAGCUGAAGAGGCAGCUGGAGGAGUCUGAGGAGGAGUCUCAGCGAGCCACGGCCGCCCGCAGGAAGCUGCAGCGCGAGCUGGAUGAAGCCACCGAGGCCAACGACGCCAUGAGCCGCGAGGUCAACUCUCUCAAGAGCAAACUAAGGCGUGGAAACGAGCCCUCUUUUGGCAGCGCGCCUCGCCGCAUUGGCGGAGGCCGAAGGGCGGUCGAGGACGCUUCCGAGGAAGAGGGGGACUCCCAAAGUGACUACAAUGGAACCAAGUCCGCAGAAUGAGCGACACGAUGAAAUCGAAUCAACUAACCAGAUAUCAGAAUCUCCUGGUUUGCUUUUUUUCCCCUCACCUCCCGAGUUCCGUGUCACAUGAAAAUAAUGCACUGCCUGGCCAAAGAAAAGUCACACACUGUUUUGCCAUUCACAUUGCAUCAGUUGAUGCCAAACUCAUGCAUUGUCAGCACAUUUGUGCAAAUCCAAAGGUUGCCAAGAAGGUUAAGAGCUUCAAGUGGUCAGUGCAUGUGUGAAAGCAGUGAACCAAAGUGUCAAAAUCUACUCACGCAGAACUUGUUCAUUCACUCGUCAGAUUACCAAAUUUGGGGCACAAAAUGUUAGUUUGACCCGGAGAACCAAAACAAGCCCACAUUGUAACUGCAGGAGCUGGUCAGGAAAGCAAAGAAAGUCCAAUUAAGCAUGAUCACUUUUUUUUUUUUUUAGGUAUGAUGUCACAUUUAAAUAUACUGUAGUUACAUUCUCAACUAGUGGACUCCUAAAUAUACAUGAAUUCUUAAUGAGCGGUACCAAAUGUAGUACUUUUUUAGUCACCGACCAGCUAUUGAUACAUACACAAAAGAAAAUUAAACGGGGUCAUAUUGCAGUUCUUUGAUGCAACGUCCAGUUGCAGACUCGGUCGGCUCUAAGUCUUGUCAAAAAAAAACCAUGUAAUUUAGACCAAUUUAUGAAAAUUUGUUAAAGCAUAAAAUGUAUAGGAGCAUGCUGCAUUAACAAUCACUUAAAAACACUUUAAAGACAGUCAGUGGAAUGAAAGAUAUGUACCUAUUGCUUCUUUCCUCCUCGUCAAAAACACAUCAGCUUCAUCGGAGACUCCAAAUUGCUCGUAAUUGUGAAGAAUCAAGCAAAUUUGGUAGGAAAAAAUUAAUUAAUCCAGCCCCGUUAUUUACUUACUCCUUGAAUGGCAUGAUGCGUUAUUCCGUUUGAAAAGCCAAACAUAAGCUCUAAAGUUGCUGACCACAGCUUGAGGACAUGUCCCAUUAGACCACAUGGUCAUUUGGAACCAUCUUGCACAGGCCAGACCCCAACUAUUCAAGUCUGCAUCAAUUUAGAUCAGUGGUUCUCAAACGUUGUUUUGGUUUUUUUUUAGAAAAAAAAAAGCUCCCCAAGUACCAUAAUAAUGACUAAUUGGUAGCGUAGUAGGCCUAAGUAUUCAUUAAAACAAGGCAGAAAUUGUAUUAAACAAGUAUUUUAAUUAUUUGGGGACACUUACAUUACAUGCAGUUUGAACAGUAACACUGUUUGAAUGUAGGAAAAUAACAGUGCUUUAAUCAAGUGAUUCUUUGGCGUACCACAGUUCAAGAAUCACUGAUCGAUUUACUUAUCAAGCAGCGCCAGUCAACCAGCCGAAAGCCAACUCGUUGUCCAUCACUGCUCUUAAGACGUCGUGAAUUGAGGUUUAUGCAAGGUACUUCCGCACAGCCACACUAGCGUCCGUGACAUAUUUUGCACAUUAGCUACACGACUGUUUCCAAUGGGUUUGUAUCACUGCUCAUUUUUAAGUAUCUUAUUCCUAGAAGACAACAGAUCCAGCAGCAACUAGGACUUGCAAAGAGUUUGCAGCGAGAGGCCAGGCAGUGUGCGGAUAUUUGCUGCAAAUGUCCAGUGUUGGUUUCGCCAUCGCAUUUUUUCUUGACGCAAAACAUUCGGAGGGACUAUAAACAUGAGCUCCACUGCUGUGUGACUUACACUGUUUUGUGUGGCAUCGAAUGAGCGACAAUGCAACCUUGUGUACACAACAGGUGUCGCUAAAUACAGAGCCAAAGUUGACUUGCUACUGUUGUCUCCUUGCCUGUGACUGCUGUUGCAUCUUUAAGAGCAGUGUUGCAAUGGAAAUGUAGAUUUAUUGUAACCCAGUCUGCUUUUUGAUGGUCAUACUUUCACCAAUGCAGUACAUAUAAGGCUAGCUUAGGAUUACUCUAUGCACAAUUAUUGACUUAAGUGUGUACCUGCAGCUGUUGUCCUUGUCUCCUCUUCAGUACUUGUAUUUAACCAACAGAUGUUUACAUUGCACACUUUCUCUCUAUUAAUUGUUGAAACACUUGCACAAAAAAUAAAGGUCAAAUACAAAAAAAAAAGGUGCUUAUUUCUUUUUAAUGCUUGAAUGGUCAGUCAGGGAGAAACACAGCAGCAUGGAUGGUAUUUGCUGCGGAUUUUUACUGCGCAGCCAUAUCAACCUCUUAAAAAGGUGAAAAACAGCAAUGUUACAACAACAAAAAUACAGCGCAUCUGGAAAAUAUACACAGCAUUUUAUUUUUGUUAAAGCCUUAUUCCAAAAUGGAAUACAUUCAUUUUUGUCCUCAAAACUACAAAUCCUUUUAAGUCCCAAAGAAGGCAAAAAUAACAAAAAAAAAAAAAAAAGAACAACCCUGUUGUAAAGAUGACAGGUGGAAAUUAACUAUUGGCUUAAUU